Molecule: messenger RNA, 990 nt
Organism: Andrographis paniculata
Lineage: Eukaryota; Viridiplantae; Streptophyta; Magnoliopsida; Lamiales; Acanthaceae
Product: protein Iojap-related, mitochondrial
Exons: 4
Coding region: 93-659 (188 amino acids)
Biological process (GO): negative regulation of ribosome biogenesis; negative regulation of translation
Molecular function (GO): ribosomal large subunit binding
Source: RefSeq, a predicted model, not a curated record
AGUGUCAAUCUGUCUGGUUUCCAUAACUUAGCCGCCACAAGACCAGAGACCCUAAAAACCACCAUCAGCUCAGCGAUCGACGGUGCGACGCCAUGUGGUCUGCUUUGCGAAGCCGAGCUCUGUACUCUUUCAAUCACCAGUGGAUUAGCCUUGGAUCCUCGUCUUCUGUUUCUUCAACAUUCUCUCGCCCUUGCGCUUUUUCUGCCCUGGGCAGCAGCGACGGGAAUACUAAGGAGCUGUUGAGUUUGUCGGAAGUUCAGAAGAUACUCAACGAUGUUGGUGCAGAUGACGUGAAGGUAAUUCCAGCGCCAAGCCGCUGUGAAUUUACUGAUUAUAUGGUUAUUGCCACUGGCCGAUCUCCGUGGCACGUGCGGAACAUCUCUCAAGCGCUAAUUUACCAGGUUAAGCAAAAGCAGAGAGGAGCAAAGAGGAUGUUGCUGCCUACAGUUGUAGGGCAAGAGGGAGGGAAAUGGAUUGUCAUUGACUCCGGUACGCUGAUUGUUCAUGCUGUUGACGAGAAGGCAAGAGCUUAUUACAACUUUGAAGGGCUGUGGACUACAAACACUACAAAUGUGGAACGCACUGAGGAUUUGGAAGAAAUAUUUGUCAAGGUUCGCCGUAAAAAUAAUUCCAAGAAAAGACCAUCAACUGAUGCAUAGUGAAGGAACACACAUAUAGCAGAGGUGAAUGAACCUCCUUUUGAGACCAACGACUAAUGAUUAAUCUGUAGCAGAUCAAAGACCCUAUUCUUGUAAUGUUCAAGUGGAGCUUGCGAUGUAUGGUUCUACAUUAGUAUCCCGAAUCAGGUUAGUUUAUUUCAUAUUUGUUUGUUCGGCUCUUGAUUUGAUCGAUAGGCACAAUAAACACUCACUAUUUACUUUUAGCCUGUGCUGUGUAUUUUGGGCUGUAAAGAAAGCUAAUAACCCUCAACAAUAUAGAAGACAAAAGGACACCAAGAAGAAAAAUGGCAGUGAGCUCUAACUUUUCAUA